Anarrhichthys ocellatus (wolf-eel) is the source of this 4967-nucleotide messenger RNA. RefSeq names its product nucleolar protein with MIF4G domain 1 (gene nom1). Gene Ontology annotation, biological process: ribosomal small subunit biogenesis. Gene Ontology annotation, cellular component: nucleolus. The record is from RefSeq and is a predicted model, not a curated record. The transcript is spliced from 11 exons. Gene Ontology annotation, molecular function: protein binding; RNA binding. NCBI's taxonomy places the organism in Eukaryota, Metazoa, Chordata, Actinopteri, Perciformes, Anarhichadidae. The coding region runs from base 2099 to 4642 and encodes 847 amino acids.
AAGAACUGAUCCGUAUGACUUCAUGCACUCCAGUAAAUGUUAUUAUUUGACUUUUUGUUAGCAGUAAUCUGAUUUCCGAUGUGUCAACAUUAGAUAGUAGAUAACCUGAUUAACAGAGGUCGGCUGAAGAAACCUACAUACCAGGCCAUGUAUCAUGGCAUUAGCUGGGUGUAUGAAAGGUGUGUGGAAGAGACCGUGGAAAGGAAGAGUAACAAGAUGUUGUAAAAGUGUGUUGUAAGCACACGUUAUAUUGUCUCCUAGUGGUUGUUCAGAUUCAGCGAUGUCACAAUUUUACAUUUUGUUCAACACAGUGCAUCUCUGUUUCCACAAGCAUGUGAUAAUGAUGUUACCUCCUUGUUUGGAGGUGGUGGUGGAAAAUGUAAUUACUGACCGAAGCACAAGAUAGUCUCACUGUAUCCCGUGUUAACUUUCUCACAGUGAACCGGUUUGCUGUGCAUUCUUCAACGUCAGAAACACUUUCCCACACUUCAGUUCUAAUAGGAGUGUACCAUCUUGUCCCUGAGUCAUGUGUUUACCAACACGAAAGUUAACCAACAGUAACCUUGGCUUGCAAAAUAAGCAUGCGCCACAAUAAAUAUAAUUUUACGCGUGCAGAAAUCAAUCCAUAAGCUGACCCACAUUAAGACGUUACGGUGCCAUUACAGCAUCGUGCAAAAGGCAUCUUACGAUAAGAAUGUUGAUACGGGAUACUGAGAGAGAUACUUAGGACAACAUGUGUACGCUAAAGCUGAGCUGUUCAGCUUGUCUGAUGGUGAAACAUUUGAUAGUUUAAAGCUAUAAGUCUAGAGCAACAGCAAGUUUCAUUGCAUGACAAUAGUUUAUAAGUUAUAUUAUCUAUUGUCGCAUGCAUUUGCAGGUGGCCAGCACACAGAGGAAUUAAGGAUACCAAAAGUUAAGUUGCAGUGGUGAAACAUUCGCCAGACAUCUUCUUACAUAUAAUAUUACACUGCAAACUACUUCUUUCCUUAAACACAAACUAAAGUCUGUUACAAUCAUCCAAUCAGAGGAACUCAUCAGAAAUUAAGGACAUUUAACUCAAAGGCCUCGACCUUAAAUCAUCACAACAGAUGAAACAUGAAAUGCAUGUAUUGAUUAAACUAUUGAGGGGUAUGCUUAAACCUACAUCAAGCUCUCAUGAUAUUGUACGUCCAGGUUGAAUGAGGGAGAUGUCCUCCAGUCCUCUCUCAGCCUGUAUAACUGAGGACUGGGACAUUGUGUCCACGUCCCAGAUAAAGAUCUUGCAGGUUUAUUUAUAACGAGUCUGUCCCAAAAUCAAUCAAUACACCAGUGAAGUUAAUACACUGAUAAUAAACUAGUUACUACUGCUAACUAACAUUAGCUAACUUUAAUUACCGCGUUGUUUUUAAAAUGUAAUGCAGAUUUGACUUAUAAUAAGACGUGUUUUGGGUGCGUCACAAAAUGAACAGUUAAAUUCUCUCGUGUCCUAACUGACAGGUGAAGCUAACGUUAGCUACCAUUGACUUCGCUGAGCGGUAGAGGACGUUGUUAGCCUGCUAGCCUCCACUAGCCGUUACUUACGAUGUACUCUCGAACUUGGCUGUGGAAAUUCUGCUCUCUGAUAGUAACAUCGUCUUCUUCCAUUCUUCAUAUUGCAAAUACAAAAAAAAAGCUACAGAUUCACAGCAUGGUAGGUUGCGUGCAACUGGCACCACAACGGCAACAACUCCCGGUGUCUUCUUCUUCUUCUUCUUCUUCCCUCUGCAAAUAUAUUGCCCCGACUGGUUAAGAGACAGUUUACGUCGGAGGAAAACCGCUCCGUGUUGAAAAAAAAAAAAAACAAACGCCCCAUAAUAAAGUACGUCAUCACGAGGCGCCAGGUCUUCGGCGUGCCCUGGAAGGAAAUGGUCACGUGCUUGUGGGUCAAAUACACAGUUUUCCUCAUGGAGAUACAUGUGCAGUUCAAGGUAUUUAUGUGUUUAAAGUAGGCGAGACUUGCUUUACGUCUGUAGUUUGUUUUCAACCCUCUGUAGUUCAGCUAAGUGUCUGUAGCUGCAUUCUGAAAGAAGGGUAACAGCCGGUUGAGUCAGCGUCUGUACCUUGAGUUUAAUUUGUAGAGAUGAAGGUGAAAGUGAAGCAGAAGAGCAAGACUAAGAAGGGUAAUGUUGUGUUACACAAGUACUUGGUGGCUGUGGAUGAGUUUAUUAAAAGCAAAAGUGGCGCUGAAGAAGGGGAAAAUGACCAUGGCUUGAGAUUUGUAAAAAAGAAGAGUAGGAAGGAGCUACGUAAAGAACAGCGAAAAAUGAAAAAAGCCAAAAUGAAAAAUUAUUAUGAGGGUAAACCGACCCUCAGUUUACCCCUCGAUGGUGGUGAAAACUCGGAAAUAGUAGCUGAGGAACCGCAGCAGCAGAAAAAGAAGAAAAUGGAGAAAACGGAGAAAGAAAUGUUAAAAACACAGUCCAGAAGUGCUACUACAAAGAAACCAGACGGCUCUAAGACACCUUCAUCUUCCAAGAAAGCAAAGGAAGCAAAGAAAGUAAAGAAAUCCAAUACGCUUCAAGAAUCGAGGAAAAUGGCACUUCUGGAGGCAAAUGAAGAUGAGGACAGAGAAAUAAAGAAAUUAGAGAAACGACUGGGAUUAAACAAGAGGAAAAACAAGAAGACUCUCCCUCAGUCCUUUGUGGCUGACGGACUCGAUUACAUCCUUGGUGUGCUGGACUCUGGCUCGUCUGCUGUGGGGUUGUAUGAUGAGGAUGAUGAAGACAUGGACAAGGCCAAGGAUAACUUUGAAAAACUUGAUGAGAACGACUCUCAGCCGUCGGAUGAGGACGGAGAACAUGGAGAUGAGAUUGCGAGUGAAGGCAGUGAUGAAGAUAUGGCUUCAGUUGACGAGGAAAACGAGGUGGAUGAUGAUGAUGGCGACGAUGACGACGAUGAAAUGGUUGAGGAGAAGGAAAUGGAGGCCGAGCUGGAUGAGAGUGAUGCAGCUGAAUCGGACAAUGAAAAUGAUGGUGAAACAGAGGAAGAAGCAGACACCCGUGACACAACGACAGCAGGCUUAAAUUCAGAAACUGUCAGCGCUGCAGCAGGAAAGUACGUGCCGCCUCACUUAAGAGGCGCUGGAGAUGAGAAACGCAAAGCUGAGCUCGAAAAACUGAAGAGGAACGUGAAAGGCCUGCUGAACAGGCUGACUGAGCCCAACAUGGCGUCCAUCAGUGGUCAGCUGGAGGAGCUGUACAUGAGCUGCAGCAGGAAGGACAUGAAUGACACCCUAACAGAGGUGCUACUAGCAGCCUGCGUCACCCCGUCCCUGAUGCCUGACAGACUCCUGAUGGAGCACGUCCUGCUUGUGAGCAUCCUCCAUCACGCCGUCGGGUUAGAGGUGGGAGCCCAAUUUCUGGAGACGGUCGUGCGAAAGUUUGACGAGGUGUACAAGAACCCAUCGGAAAGCAAAGAAUGCGACAACCUGGUCGCCAUUGUCGUUCACCUCUAUAACUUCCAGGUGGUGCAUUCUGUCCUCAUCUUUGACAUCCUGAAACUUUUUGUUGGCGCCUUUACAGAGAAGGACAUUGAGCUAGUUUUGUUAGUGCUGAGGAAUGUCGGCUUCGCCCUGAGGAAGGACGACGCUCUGGCUCUCAAGGAGCUCAUCUGUGAGGGCCAACGCAAGGCCCGCGACACAGGGUCGAAGUUCCAGGAUCAGACCAGGGUGCGUUUCAUGCUGGAAACCAUGCUGGCUCUGAAGAACAACGAUAUGCGGAAGAUCCCAGGCUACGAUCCUGAGCCUUUGGAGAAACUGAGGAAGCUGCAGAGGACUCUGAUCCAGCGGCGUGCAGGAGGCAGUGACAUGAAACUGAGGGUGUCUCUGGACAAUCUCCUGGCAGCAGAGCAAGUGGGCCGCUGGUGGAUCGUUGGCUCGUCGUGGAGCGGAGCGCCCAUGAUCGGAGAGCAAGGGAACACGACCUCAAAACAGAGUACUGCUGGAGGACAGUUUAGUGCCAAAGUGUUGGAUCUGGCUAGGAAACAGAGGAUGAACACUGAGGUCAGAAGAAACAUCUUCUGUGUGAUAAUGACCAGCGAAGAUUACCUGGAUGCUUUCGAGAAGCUGCUCAGGAUGGGCCUGAAGGACAAGCAGGAGAGGGAGAUUGUUCAUGUUCUGAUGGACUGCUGUCUGCAGGAGAAAGCCUUCAAUGCCUAUUACGCCGUACUGGGAGAGAAAUUCUGCUCCCACGAUCGUCGCUUUCAGAUGACUUUCCAGUUCAGCCUAUGGGACAAGCUGAGGGAGCUGUCCAACCUUCCCAGCAGCACCUUUAACAACUUGGUUCAGCUGGUAACCCUCUUCCUUCAGAAGAAGUGCCUUUCCCUCUCCGUACUCAAAGUAAUAGAGUUUGGCGAACUAGACAAGCCCACGGUGCGCUUCUUGCGCCAGGUGCUCACCAAACUGCUAAAAGACAUGGAGCCCGAGGACCUCGCCAGCAUGUUUGGAAGGAUUUCAGGAAUUCCCAAGCUAGGAAUGCUGCGGGAGGGCUUGAAGCUUUUCAUCAGCCACUUUCUGCUGAAGAAUGCCCAGACGAAGGGACCAGCUGAGCAAGCAGCGACGUUGUCAGAGCGCGCUCAGGUCGCCACCAAAGCCAUGGAGGCCAAAGAGGCCAAGCUCAAACUGUAAAACACUUACACACACACAACCACACACACCAGAAGCCCAACAGAUGUAUGCAACCAGAAGAACAGAAGAAGACUUUGUCUCUUGACACAAAGAACCCAAACCUGCAGUUUUCUUCAAAGAAGAAUAGAUAUGUUUUUGAAAUUAAAUGAAUGUUUUUGCUAUGAGGAGGCCUUGUACAUAAUUGUUACCAUGAAUAUUUUUAAAUUUGGAAGAUAUGGAUGCCUUUAGACACGCGUCAGUCAUCGGACUUUGUGUAUGUAUUAUUUUAAUACAGUGUGUGGUUUGGUUCAGCUUUAUUGUUCUGCAAUAAAUAACUACGGAUUUG